AUGAGUACAAAAGGACAUUCAGUAAGACAAUUACAAAAUAUAUUUAAUUGUGGAAAAACUCAGGUUUACGAUACUCUUAAAAAUCAAAAUAGAAUUAAAGAAGAAUGGUUAAAACCUGUACGAGCUAAAAAUAUUCCUGUUUCAGGACCAAUAAUACAAGAAAAGGCCCGUGAAAUUGCAGUACGACAUGGUAAUCAUUCAUUUAAAGCUUCCAACGGUUGGUUAUCUAGUUUUAAAAAUAGACAUAAUAUCGCGUGGAAUCGAGUUUGUGGUGAGUCGAAUGAUGUAAAUAUUGAUAGUGUAAAUGAGUGGAAAUCGAAAAUAUCUGAAUACGUAAAAGAUUAUGAUGCAUGUAAUAUUUACAAUUUUGAUGAGACUGGACUUUUUUUUCAUGCGAUUCCAAAUAAAACAUUAAAACUUAAAGGGGAGCAAUGCAAAGGUGGAAAGUUAUCUAAAGAAAGAUUAACGGUGUUACUAUGUGGUAAUAUGGUCUGA
This is a messenger RNA of Aphis gossypii (cotton aphid), 495 nucleotides long. Its product is annotated as tigger transposable element-derived protein 6-like. Gene Ontology annotation, cellular component: nucleus. Gene Ontology annotation, molecular function: DNA binding. Bases 1 to 495 code for a protein of 164 amino acids. The transcript has 2 exons. The record is from RefSeq and is a predicted model, not a curated record. Lineage: Eukaryota; Metazoa; Arthropoda; Insecta; Hemiptera; Aphididae.